UCACCUUGUUGCAUUUGCAAUUCUAUGACCUGAUGUGUUCAUGUCGACAGAGAAGACUAUUGGCCUUGUGUGUUUUAGCAUAUCUAUAGCCCUGACGACUGUUAAGAGAACCACUGUGAGGUUUCUGGUAGCCGUCAGCUCAACCCAACCUAACAUGCUCUAUUUAAGGAGCGUUCUUGUGGCCUCACUGAGCUGAAAUGAACAUCUUUACCAAAGUCCCAGGAUUAGUUCAACCAACCAGCAAGCUGGGGUCUGUGCUCCAACGUGCCUUCUACGGCUCCAGUGGAAGGGUGACCCUAUAUGAGCAACGUAACUUUGCAGGCAGACAUCUGGACCUGACUUCUGACUGUGCAAGGCUCAGUGAUAAGAACUUCCCAGAGAGAUGCAACUCUGUGCAGGUGGAGAGCGGAGCAUGGAUCGGCUACGAACAUGACAACUUCCGAGGUCGCCAGUACCUGUGGGACAUGUCUGACCGUGGAGAGUACAACUGCUAUGACAAGUGGUGUGCCCAGGCGGAUCACAUCUCCUCCGUGCGACCUGUCAAGCAGGACAACAACCCUGCAAAAGCUCAGCUGUUUGAGCGUGCCGGGUUCUCCGGUAAGAAGAUGGAGAUCCAGGAUGACAUUCCUAACCUGAUGAGCCGCUACAGCCUCAACAGAGUAGCCUCCAUACGUGUGCUCGGAGGAGCGUGGGUUGUGUAUCAGGAGCCAAACUACAGAGGGACUCAUUACAUCCUGGAGAAACGAGACUUCAACAACUUCUCAGAUUGGGGCAGCCAGAGCAACACUGUGGGCUCAAUGAGAAGAGUCCGCUUCAAUUAAUUCAGAUUAUCUACAGACUGUCUCGUUCAUUUCGACCAAACUAUAUUUACCAGAAUCACUUUAAUAAACUGAUUAUAUUUUUCAAAUCCCUUCAUUCAAAAAAAGUGCAGAAAAUGUCAAUGAAACAGUCAGCUUACAACAGCAUGCAGUGAAAACAACUCUACCAGACAUUAGCUCAAGAACAAACAAAGAAUUCAAAAUUAGUUGUUGAAAUCGAACUAAAAGUUGAUUUCAAUUUGUAAUCUGUAACUUUUUAAGA
This is a messenger RNA of Syngnathus typhle (broad-nosed pipefish), 1080 nucleotides long. RefSeq names its product crystallin beta gamma X (gene crybgx). NCBI's taxonomy places the organism in Eukaryota, Metazoa, Chordata, Actinopteri, Syngnathiformes, Syngnathidae. Gene Ontology annotation, molecular function: structural constituent of eye lens. The record is from RefSeq and is a predicted model, not a curated record. The transcript has 6 exons. Gene Ontology annotation, biological process: visual perception; lens development in camera-type eye. Bases 198 to 821 code for a protein of 207 amino acids.